AUGUCUUUAUUUGAUGAAUCACCAAUCGAUAUUAAAAUCGAAACUCCAGAAUCUGAUAUUGAAAAAAGUGAAGUUGUGGAUUUAGAAAAUGAAAAUAAUAUUGGAUCCUUUAUAAUUUUGUUAAAGAUAGAAUAUUCAUAUAAUCCAAUAACUUCAGUUUAUAAAAUUACUGAUGAAUUUGGCGUAUCUUCAUAUAUUAAGUUUGAUAAAAAUAAUCAAACAUUUAUUGAUGCAGCUUAUAACAAAUUAUGUGAAUAUUUUGAACCUGAUUAUAAUCGUCUUGAAUCAGUUUAUAGCGGAAAAAAAGUAAAUAAAAAAAAUAUUAUUACGUAUUAUUUAAAUGAUUUGGAAUAUUCUAUUUUGGAAACAAAAUAUAUAUUAGAUAUCAUUGAUUUAGAUUCUCUUAUUAAGGAAUUUAAGUUUAAAAAUAAUGAUGUUAGACAAAAAAUUCUCAACAAAUCUGAAAUAUUGAAUAAUGAUCAUUAUAAAAAUUACAUUAAAAAAGAAAAAAGGUGUUAUAAUGAAAUUUUUAUCGGAGAAAAUGCUAUUGCGAAAAUUAUUAAAAGAUACAAUAAUCAAAAUCCCGGUACAUCUAUUAGAGUUAUGCAAAAAAUUGAAAUUACAAAACGUACCAGUUCUUUCAUUUUUGGAUUUGUUGGAGCACCUGGAGUUUACCAAGAAAUUGAAAAAAUGGAAAAGUUGAAAUUUAUUUUAUUUGAUUAUACCAUUUACGAUGUUUUAAUUUAUAAUGAAGAGUUUUUUGAAGAUACAGUUCAGAAAAAAAUUGAGGAAGAUGUGUUAAAAGUUCGAAAAGAUAAUGAUAAUUAUUCUGAAUUUGAAAUUAAGAAAUUAUAUUUUAGAUACAAUACUAUUAAUGAAGAAGAUUAUGAUGAUACUAAAAUUUUUACAUUUGAUAAUUAUGGAGAGUUUGAUGAUGAGAAAAAUAAUAUUUUAGUUAAUUUAGUUAAUAAAUAUAUUAAUAUUAUUAAUUAA
Cetraspora pellucida is the source of this 993-nucleotide messenger RNA. NCBI's taxonomy places the organism in Eukaryota, Fungi, Glomeromycota, Glomeromycetes, Diversisporales, Gigasporaceae. The record is from the annotation of a GenBank genome assembly.